Molecule: messenger RNA, 7268 nt
Organism: Anopheles funestus (African malaria mosquito)
Lineage: Eukaryota; Metazoa; Arthropoda; Insecta; Diptera; Culicidae
Exons: 4
Coding region: 432-4310 (1292 amino acids)
Biological process (GO): regulation of transcription by RNA polymerase II
Cellular component (GO): nucleus; aryl hydrocarbon receptor complex
Molecular function (GO): nuclear receptor activity; transcription cis-regulatory region binding
Source: RefSeq, a predicted model, not a curated record
CAAAAUAAAAAAAAACUUAAAAGAUUAAAAGAACAACGAAAAAAACCCGCAAAAUACACGCCUUCAAGAUCGGAACAAUUUCAGUACGAAAGAUUUCAACACAAAAUACAGAACACGAACCCUCCGCCGCAUGCAUUGGGAACAACUUUAAUGUGCACGUUAUGUUAAGUGAACUUGUUGUUUGCUUUGUCCUCGCUUGUGAUCUAGAUUUUAUGCUAAAGUGAUUGUUUUUUGCCCCUUUUGCAGCUCCGUUUACAGGUUGCCAUUCGGCGUCGGGAGGAGUAACUUUCUUUUGUGCAGUGGUUUUUCGUUUCCGUACUAACGCAUUGUACAGAGUGCAAUUGAACGAGUGUUAACACUCCAGUGUCCAGACAUUUGGCUUGCAGCUUAUCAUUAUUUGAGACAGUCCUGAUUCUUUACAUCUCACCACGAUGAGAUUGUUCAUUUUGGCGAUCGCCGCCCUGGUGGUCCUCCAUGGGUACGUGGAGUCAAAGAAUGUAACGAGCCCCUCCGACACAUCGUCAAAAACGACUACGACAACAAAGGCGAAGGAAACGACAACGAAAUUGGCAUCAACAUCGACCACGGUAUCCACGAAGAAGCCCUCGGAGUCGACGGAGAAGAAGCAACCCGGCAGUGAUCGGGAGGCGCGCGGUAAACGAACGCUCGAGUUUGAUAACUUUGGCAACUACAACUACUACCAGAGUGUACCGGCGCACACAGUCCAACGUCGUGUGUCGCACGCGUACCAAGAUCCUGGACAGUAUAAUCACUACCAGAGCAACUACAUUCAACCGCAGUACUCCUUCCAGCACCAACACAGUGGUUCGGCUGGUUCCGGCGCUGUAGGUUCUUUUCAAGGUUUUGAAGGCGAUAGCACCAACAGUAUUGGUAGCUUCCAAUCACUUCCACCUGUAGUGCACCACCAACACUACAUCGAACCACCGGAGCCGAUCAUUGAGAUCAUCAUUAAGGAAAGCAACGAUUCGCUACCACUCGAUGCGCAAACCAUCUUGCCGAAACAGAAAAAGAAGAAGGAAGAGGUGCAGGUAUUCUACGUGAAGUACCACAAGGAUGAAAAGAAUGGACAGCUCGUACUAGAUGAUCCACUGCCAGCAAUUAAGCCGAUUCCGGACGAGAGUGAGGAGGAGGAAGAUUUGUCACAGGAACCGAUCGUGGUGACGCCUAGUCCACCGUUGAAGACAACCACGCUGCGUGCUGUUAUUAAUCCAGAUUCGGAGAAAUAUCACAGUAACAGCGGUAUUCGGAUUUCGUUCGGUGUGGAAGAUAAGCAUCAAACUGGCCAUCAGCUCUCGGAGACGGAAAGUGAGUCGGUAGCACAACCGGUUGUCGCUCUACCGCAGCAUGUUGUUGAUCAACGUUCCAAGUCCGAUGUGUUCUACCAGCAGCAUCAGCAGUUCGUACAGCAGCAUCACGAUCGCUCGGUGAGACAGCACUAUCAGCACCAGCCUCAGCCCCAACCGCAACAGCCACCACCGCAACAGUACCAUCAUCAGUACAGUGUUCCGGUGCAGCAACAUCAGUACCAUCAUCAACCACCGCCACAAGCUCAGCCACUUGUUCAGCAACACCAGUACCGUGCUCAACCUCCACCACCUCCGCCGCCACCACCACAGCCCCAGCCACAGUUCCAGCAGCUUCAGCAACACUACCAGCAGCACUACCAACCACAACCGCAACCCCAACCGCAGCCUCAGCCACCGCGUGUAGUGUACCAGCAGGCACAGCCGCAACCACAGCACGCCCAACAGCACGCCCAACAGCAUGCCCAACAGCAAUACCAGUUCCGUGGACAGUUCAAUGCACCGCAGCAACAGCCACAGCCACAAUAUUUCACCCAACAGGCGCCAGUUCCUCAGCCGCGUCCGCAGCAGGUUCGAUUCCCUGCUCAGCAACCACCACAACAACAGCAGCAGCAGCAACAGCAGAAUUAUUACCAACCACAACCACAGCAGCAACAGCAGCCACAACAGCAACCACAAUUCCAACGGCAAGAGUUCCAGCAACCGAAACCGAUUCCAAUUCCUCUUCACAAUAUUAACCAACAGCCACCACUAAGACAGCAGUAUUCUACUCAGCAACUGCAGGCACAGCCACAACAGCAGCCAUCUCCACAACCACCGAAGCCUCAGCAACAGUUUAAUCAACCGUUCAACAACUUCUACAAACAGCAGCCACAAUCUGUACCCCAGCAGCAGGUACAGCAGCAACAGUUCCGCAAACCAACACCACCGCAACCAUCGAACCUUCAGCAACCCCCGUUCCUGUCAGCUCGUCCUCAGCCACCGCCCCAACCUGCUCAGACAUUCUUUGAUGUGCCACGUCCGGUACAGGGUGGUUUAGUACAACAGGCAGCACCGAACCUAGGACCAACUCGUGCACCAGACCUACGUGGUCUUUCACAUUCGAGCCUGUCCGAUAAUGACCAUCUCGCUAAUCUGAAGCACGUGUUACCGGCUGGUGGCGAAUUGGUGCCGUCGGUGUCGAAGUACGAAAAACACAUCACGGAAACAGUGAAUGCACCAACCACUGGGCAGCGCCUAUCGCUGGGAGGAAACGAUGUAGUGAACCGACCACCGUUCUAUAACAUUCAACCAUCACAGGAAUUGAUUAGCCAUUCGAUCGAACCGACGAUUGAAACGGUACAGAACAAAAACAUUGGUCCGCUUGCGUCGAACAUUGGACCGCUUCCAACGCCCCAGAAGUACGUCAGUCAACAGGCAGCACAGAUCAUCCCGAACUCGGAACCAAUCAACUAUCGCGUGGAUCCUCGCUUUAAUGUCAACUUUGAAGCUAGUGCACCAACGGCAGAGACCCCAAGCAGUACACCUUCCACUGUUGGUACUACACGCACCACAUACUCACCCACAUUCUCCACAACGCCACGCACAACCGUAGCUCGCUACACGGCUCCACCAUCGCCGACGACGACACCGUACCGAACCACCAAUCCGCCAACGGCACCAACAACUACACCGGCACCACGAUCGGCCGCCGAAGAAGCAGAAGCAAAUGAGAAGAAACUGAAAGCACUGUUCGAUCUGCCCGAUGAGGUACCGGACGACCUAAGGGAGCAGCUGCUGUCGUCUGGAAUUCUCGAGAAUGCCGACAUUAGUGUGUUGGACUAUGACAAACUCGGUGAGACGGCACUGGAGAACCUGCCGCCAGAGCAUUUGGCAAACUUCUUCAAUGCCGGUGGUGCCUCCCAGCUGGCCGGCUCGAACAAUGUGCUGUCGGUGGUGAAACCGAACGGAGAUAAGCUGGCGGAGAAGUUCAUUACCAAGAACUACGACGUUAAGGAUAAGCGCAAUGAGCGUGAUCGGUACGAGAUUGCACAACCGAGCCAGGGUGGCAGUGAAACGGUACAGCUAGCGGAGGAAGAUCAACCGACGAUCGUAACGAUGCCGGAGCGACAAAAUGUGGACUUGAAGGUGGUACGCUUCGAUUCGAACAAUCAGCGCAACGUGACCGAUCGCUACAUCAAGCAAGACUCGACCAUUUUGCCCUCGGUCGAUGUGACCGGUGAGGAUGAGUCUGGUGCGACGGAUCAGGUGUUUAACCGUUACCUGCCACUGAAGAUCAACGGGGCUCAGUUCCCGAUCCCGGAUGUGGUAGAAUUGCGUGGCCGUAAGAUUGCGAGUGUCGUUGUACUUGCUCCUGUAGAUACUGGAGCAACGGCAGGGCGGCAGAGUGAUAGCGCCAGUGAAGAGAGUACGUCGAGCGAUUUUCUAAUCAAUGCCGAAGAUGAUGCGACGGACGAGCAGCAGGAUCGGCAACAGUCACGAUUCGAGCGCGAUGUGCUGCUGGAUUCUAAGAAGAUCAAGUUCAUUGCUGGCGAAGCAUUGAAGCAGCUGAUUAAGAAACCUUCGAGAGAAAACUUCCGCCGGUGGUUGGAUCGUGAGGGCAAAACCGACGUUGAUUUGCAGAGCGUGGUACUUUUGGUAACGAGAAAUGAUGACGAUGAGCAGGAAAUUUUCAUGUACGACAUUGCCACCAAAGGUGUGACGCAUCUGAGCGGUGAACUAUCGGCAGCCUUCGUACAGGUCGCCGAAGAGAACGCCAAAACGCAAAACUUCGACGAGGUGCCGAUCGUAGACAGUGGCAUCGUAGAGCAAAUGGAAACGAAGUCAUCAUCCGAAACCAACCCAGACUAUGGUUCUUAUGCUUUGACGUCCUCGGAAGAGUUAGACGAUCAGGCGCAAGCGUCCGAGCGGAAAGCAAUCUACGUCUACCCGGAAAACUACCGAGGGUUGGAGGUAAACUCGGGCUACAGUAACAUUAAGAAGUAAGGUGGAAGAGUUUCCUGUUUAGCUGGAAAGUUAGAAAGUUCAAACAAUGUGCUAGAAAAUGAUGCAUUACCGAGGAUGUCCGAGAUGAACAAAAAAAAAACUGCUGCUGCCAGUACAAGAGUAACAAGAGUCACGAAGGACACGGACCCCCCGGAACGCUAGGUGAGCGAUGUUUACAAUGCAUGUUUGUUGUCUGUUUUGUCUCUCGACCUGUGCCAGUGUGCGUCCAUUUGUGUACGAAUUGUGUACGUGUUUCGUUCGGCUCAAUCGAUGGAUUUCUUUGGCAGUAGCGUUUGACAGUUGCAAAUUAGUAAAUGAGAGUAUCGAGGGCGUCUAGGAAAUGUGACAAGGCGCUUUCGCUCACAACCCUGUAAAUAGUGUGCACCGUGGAGUGAUGGUCGGUACCAUAUCUUGAGGUACCGUUCCGGUAAUUUCACGACCUUAGGUAGGACAAUUGAUGUACUUAAAAAAAAACAAACCUAAUUGAAACAAACCAGAUUUUCCAAGUUGCCAGAAUUCGUUCGAUCGCGAUCGAUACGAUCGUGUAACACCGUAGUAAGAAGACUCAUGCUCAAUGAGCUUCUUCUCCGACGGACAUGUACACCGAUCGAUCCGAUUGCAAUCGAAGAACUUUUGCGAGAAUAAUGUCGUACUAGCCUAGCUAUAUCUAUAUAUAUAUAGAGCGGUUAAAUGAAGGGAGAACUAAUAUUAUGUAUGUUGUUGCUGUUUGAUUGACGCUCCGCAGCAGAAGAUCGAAAUUUUAAAAUUUAUUUUUCAUAAAGCAUUGCGAUUGAAGUGUUCGAAACGGUAUCGAAAAGCAACAAAUCCUGGUCUUAACUGUGUCGAUCGAAACAAGCGGGCGUUAUGUAAAUUAUUAGAUUUCCACUAUCUGUUAGUAGUCUUCGCAGUACUGCGGUAUGAUUCACGAUACGUUUUACUAGUUGCACAAUGUUAAAUUUUAACAUUACUUCUUAUUCUUGUUGUCUAUUUUCCUGCUACUGCAGAAGGAGCGCUAUCUUCCUUCUAUUCUACUUGUUGUAAAUUAUGGAACUAAAAAACUUUUACCUGUAAUACUCUCUCUCUCUCUCUGUAAUCCACGACAAUGGAAACUAUUUUUUCAAUAAAUGUUAAUAGUAUCGAAUGUUUGUACAUGUCUUGUGUUCCGUCCCGAAAGAUUUGUUUAGUUAAUGGUGUAUGUUAUGUUUUUGUUUGUUUGUUUGUUUGUUUGGUUGAUUGUCUGUAAUUGUCUAAAAAAGUUUUGUGAUAUGGAUGAAAUUUGAUUUAUUUAAACGCUAAAGAAAAGUAGAAGACCAAUUAAUUUCAUUUAAUUUAAAUUGUGUUUGAUUUUUCUCUCUCUCUCUCUCUCUCUCUCUCUCGCGUCUUGGCUCAAUGACCUCUAAGACCAUGCCGGCCAUAUCUGGCUUACUAGACUUAUUUUGAUUAUUUAGCCGAACGUGCAGACCUUGCUACGCGGUGGACAGUCCGGAUUAGAUCACAUACACCACCAGGCCAUCCCCAAAGACAAUCGUUUGAUUGUUAUAUUGCUUACAUUAUGCAACAAACAUCUGUUGAAAUGUGAAUGUGCCAAGUUUAAAUAAUGAUCCACGUGUUCGCUAGUAUCACAUAUGUUGUUGGAGGUAGUGCACGGAAUUGCCUACAUUUAGGCGCUUUGCUAAAGAGAAAUUUUGAAUGCGUCCGUGCUACACGUGCUUUAAAACAGGGGUUGUCGCACCACGAUCAACCAAAUGAAAAUUUAAUCUAGUCACCAAAUUUAAACAAACUUAAAAAUGCACACAACUACGACAAUAUAAAAAAGAAUUGCAAAACACUCUCAUGGUGUAGUAAAAAAUCCUAUAUCCGUUAGCGAUUUAGAGAAACAUAAGAGUUUAUAGUUCAACAGAGGUUCGUUAAAAACAAAUAGUCCCCAACAAUUAAUACUCAAAAACUAAUAUUUAUUUUUUAACAAUUGAAUUAAUAGCUUGUGACAUUAAUUAGCAGGUAAAAUGGAAUGGCAUUUAAAUUAUUACCACGGUUUAAACCUCUGAUUUAUAGCCGGAUGAACACAAGAACCACAUUUAUGUUUGGAAAUAGGAAAAACCUUUUAAUCACCUACCAUUUUUUAAAAACUGUAAUUUCCACCUGUGCAGGAUAUGAAAAUGUCUUCUGAUGCGUUUUUGUAGGUCAAAAAAGUUCACGUAUAUAAACGUAUAUUACUGAAAUACAUACUAAGGAUCAAAUUUAUGUCCAUCAUUAGUUACUAGCGCCCUUUACGUAGACCUUCAACAAUAAAAAAGCUUUACGUAUGUGCACAAUGCAGUGGGCCGUUUAAAAAUGACUUUGGUAGGAAUUGGACCAACAUAUUAAUAUGGAUUGUAAAACUUUAUACACGCACUAAACAUAAACAAAGCUAAGAAGACAACGCUUCUCGCCAUCUUUCUUUUACUUUCGAUCGAUCAUCGACAUCAUUAUCAAUCAAUCCUAGAAACAUCAUCAAAAAGGCCUCGGUUCAAAGAGAGCUAGCAAUGGUACGGAUUUAAAUUCAAAUCAGUUCGUUUUCCGAAUUUUACUGCCACAUUUCAAUCUGCUUCGUCUAAAUUUAACCUUGAUCUUGGCAGCAAAUCGCAUGGCGCCGAACAUCAGUGAACUCAUUCACUUCGGCCGUCUUUAUUGGUGCUUUACGAAUAUAAAGUCGAAAAUUCAACCGAUUCCAGUUUACAAACGAAAAACCACUACAAAGCGAUCGCUAAUUGGUUAUGGGAUUCUCGAUUUUUUUUUUCUUUCAUGUUACCGUUGAUCGAUAAAAUGGUGAAGGAUUAGAUCGUAUGUGUAAUAAGAAGCCGAUGAGAUAGAUUUUGCAUAACGAGAUACAUGUUCCGAUCGUUUGGUUGUAGUUUCGCUUCCACCAACUUGAUCCGAUUGUCACCUUGCUACCGUGUUUUUUUUUUUGUUUUUUGGUUA